AUGCUGAUACGUCUCUUAUGCAGCUUUUUUAUUCUCAUAAAUAUCUGUGAUGCGAAAAGAAAAAACACAAGAAGGAAAGAACUCAAAUCCGAAGAGGGAUACUGCACGUGGUAUGACCAGUGCUACUUUGACUCUGGCGCAAAUGUCUGGUACAAUUGCCCAUACAACAAGAAAGCGAAAAAGUUGACGGAUGAGAAAGGACUCGAAAUACUGAAGGAUCUCUGUCCUUCUCUCUACGGCGAUGGCAAAGGAGUCAAAACAUGUUGCUCACCUAGCCAGCUGGCGAAUAUGAAGGCAAACAUGGGUGUUCCAUACACUUUAAUUGGCCGCUGCCCGAGUUGUUACAGGAAUUUUCUAAAUUUCUGGUGCGAGAUGACUUGUAGUCCCAAUCAAAGCACCUUCACCAAUGCAGCUGCUUUUGGAAAAGACAGCAGCGUUGACCCACCAGUUGAGUACGUAAAAGAACUCAACUACGCUGUCAAUGCUUCUUUCGGAGACCGCCUUUUUGACAGUUGUAAAAACGUCUCCAACCCGACAACUGGUGCCAAAGCGUUAGACAUCAUUUGUGGCAAUUGGCCCGACGGAUGCAACGGGCAGAAUUGGCUGACCUUUUUGACAGACAAAAGCAUCAAUAAUAUGGUUCCAUUCAAGAUUAAUGUGAAGUAUACGUUGGAAGGCACCGAGAUGUCGAAUUUAAUGAACGCUGAGACAUUCAGGUGCAACGAGACGGCACCCGGCUCAGACGGCCCCUGUUCCUGCAAUGAUUGCCCUGAUUGUUGCAAAGCUCCUCCAGUGAUUCCACCCCCGCCAGAGCCCUGGGAAAUCUUCGGCUACCACGGAUGGACAGUCAUCGUCAUCUUCACUUAUGUAAUCUUCGUAUGGGCUUUCGGAACAGUUGUUAUUGCUUGGCAUUUAUUCUGCAAACAGAGUCAGGGGCACACGUCAGAAGGCUGCUGCACGCUGGUGGACUUCUACGGUGGCGGACCGCAAGAACUUGCGAUUGAUGAAUUAAUUCAUAAACGAGCGACUCAGAGGGAAGUAAUCGAGCACGAGCAGCUAAAUGCGCAUGAAUUCAAUGGAGACCAGGGUCCAUUUACGAAUUUGACAAAUCGUAUCGAUCAGAAAAUGUCGCUCUUCUUCGAGGCACUCGGCUUAAUCUGCGCAAGUAAUCCGUGGAAAGUGAUCUUUGCUGGUAUUACCGUAGUCGUCGCGCUGGGCUUAGGAUUGAUGAACUAUCAAAUCACAACCGAUCCAGUCGAGUUGUGGUCAAGUCCGACAAGUCAAGCUAGAGAGGAGAAGAAUUACUUUGACGAGAACUUUGGCAAGUUCUUUAGGACCGAAAUGAUGAUCUUCUCAAUUGAUCAUGUUGUUGACAGUGCGGAUAAAGCGAAAAACGUCAAACUGGCAGAUCUAUGGCAGGACUACGUCCCAUACACGUCAGCAACCGAUUAUGUGCCUCCAUCAGUUCCAUUCUCACCAAUUUUCCAACUUGGGAUCCUCGAAGAACUGGUCCGAAUCCAGAACGAAAUUCAAACACUUGAAGCUGUUUAUGAAGACGCUAAAUCGAACACAACUGAAUCGAUCAAGCUCAGCGAUAUCUGCCUCAAGCCGAUGGCGCCUGUGAAUAACAACUGUACUUUCAUGUCUGUGACGAACUACUUCCAGAACUCUAUUGAGAAUCUCCGAAAGAAAGCUGUGGAUGGAUGGUUCGACACUCUUUUAGCCGAUUAUCGAUCGCAUUUAAUCGGAUGUACGCGUAAUCCGACAACGAUCGAAGAAGAUUCCGCUACUUGGGAGGCGGCAGGUGAGCAGGCCAUGUCAUGUCUUGCUUCCUUCGGCGGCCCAAUAAAUCCAAACGUCGUCAUCGGCAGCUACGAUGAAAAAUUCUUCUUUAAUGGCAGCCAUUUGGUUGUUAAUAUUCCAGUGAUAAAUAAUGAAUGGACUGCCCCGAGGGCUGUGCUUUGGGAGAAGCAGUUUCUUGAUUACAUCCAGACUUGGCAGGAUAAACACUCAAUCGUGAACCUAACCGAUUUCAAUAUUAACGACGAUGGAUCAGUAGACCCUGAUAAACCAGCUUGGGUGAGAGUCAAGAUGAACGUUGCUUAUUCUGCCGAAAGAAGCGUGGAAGAUGAAAUUGAACGUGAAAGUGGGACGGACGUUUUUACCGUUCUUUUUUCAUACAUCGUCAUGUUUGCGUAUGUCAGCUUCGCCCUAGGUCAAUUUACGUCAACAUCGCGAGUGUUUAUUGACUCCAAGAUUACCGUCGGUUUCAUGGGCGUCUUGAUUGUCAUGGCUUCCAUUAUCUGCUCCCUCGGGAUCUUCAGCUAUGCCGGCGUUAAAAUGACUCUGAUUAUUAUCGAAGUUUUGCCAUUCCUCGUCCUUGCCGUUGGAGUAGACAACAUCUUCAUCAUCGUCCAGCAUCUCCAACGCGAUCAUGGUUCGAGCAAAGAAACAACUGAGCAGCAAAUAGCUAGAAUUCUUGGAGAAGUAGGACCUUCUAUGGCCUUGUCAAGCGGGUCCGAAACUGUAGCAUUCUUUAUCGGAGCUUUGAGUACAAUGCCUGCUGUAAGGUCGUUUUCGCUUUUUGCUGGAGCUGCGGUUUUAUUUGACUUUUGUCUGCAGGUGACGGUCUUUAUUGCCGUUUUGGCUCUCGACGAGCGACGACGAAAAUCAAAGCGUUUGGACAUUUUCUGUUGCAUUUCGUACAACAAUGCCAAAGACCCAGAAAACGACGAAGGCCUGCUGUACCACAUGACAAAGCGUUACUUUUCGCGACUUCUACUCAAUUCAAUUGCUCGUCCAUUCAUAAUAAUCGUAUUUUCCUUUAUCGCCGCGUUUUCACUGGCCUCUUUACCUAAACUCCACAUUGGCCUUGAGCAGAAGUUGUCCAUGCCCGAAGAUUCGUAUUUGAUCGACUACUUCGAGACAAUGGCGUCUAGCCUUGAAGUCGGCGCUCCAGUUUACUUUGUUGUCAAAGACGGAAGCAACUACAAUGAGCGAGACGCUCAAAAAGCCCUCUGCGGUGGCGCAGGAUGUAAUGACGAUUCUCUCCCUUCACUUAUCGCUGACGCAGCACAGAUUCCAAGCUAUUCUACAAUAGCCACGCCCGCGAUGAACUGGAUGGAUGAUUACUUCGAUUGGGUCAGCCCUAACUCGCCCUGUUGCAGAGUUUUCAACGAAAACGGAACUUUCUGUGAUAGCACAGUACCGGAUCGUGAAAAUAUCUGCACUCAGUGUCUUUCGGAGAACAAACGACCAUCUGGAGAAGCGUUUGACAGAUUCCUGCCGAUGUUCUUGAGCGAUAUCCCUUCAGCUACUUGCCCAAGAGGAGGCAGUGCUGCAUACUCGUCAGCUAUUAACAUCACUGAUGGUCAUAUUGGUGCAUCGUAUUUUAUGACUUAUCACACUCCAGCGAGAACAUCUGAGGAUUUUAUUCAAUGCAUCACUCAUGGACGAAAAAUGGCGGUAGAAGCGUCUGACAAUCUGAAAAACGCUACCAACUCCGACUCGGCCGAAGUCUUUACCUACUCCGUCUUUUACGUCUUCUACGAGCAGUAUUUAACCAUCGUCAAUGAUGCCUUCGUCAACCUCUCCGUCUGUAUUUUGACUGUGACUCUGAUAACGAUGAUCUUGUUGGGUGUUGCUACAGGCAUUUGUGUGGCGAUUACCAUUUCGCUGAUUAUUCUGAAUCUUCUUGGGGUCAUGGUUGUCUGGGAAAUUUCAUUAAAUGCAAUUUCACUUGUCAAUCUUGUCAUGGCUACUGGAAUCGCGGUCGAGUUCUGCUCGCAUAUCGCUAGAGCAUUCGCCAAAAGUCAACAACAAGGUCGCGUGGCUCGCGCCAGGGAUGCUCUUGCUGAGAUGGGCUCAUCCGUCUUGUCUGGAAUCACUUUCACUAAAUUCGGAGGAAUCGUCGUUCUAGGAUUUUCAAAGACGCAAAUCUUCCAAAUCUUUUACUUCAGGAUGUACUUGAGUAUAGUCGUCCUUGGUGCUCUUCAUGGGUUCUUCUUCCUUCCAGUUCUCCUAUCUUAUAUCGGUCCUACUGGAAGAUUAGGGUUUAAAAAGGUCCAAAGCACUCCAUCAGAAGAUGAAAAUUCGGACCAAAGUCCUAUUGGAAAUAGCAGAGAAGAUAUCAGCGUCACUCCUGAUGUCACUGACGAGAGAUUAAUUCAAUAA
Molecule: messenger RNA, 4173 nt
Organism: Oikopleura dioica
Lineage: Eukaryota; Metazoa; Chordata; Appendicularia; Copelata; Oikopleuridae
Source: the annotation of a GenBank genome assembly